GGUGGUCGAGACUGCGUAAAAACGCACCAAACACACGCCAAACACUUACGAAAUAGUGAGCGUCAUUAAAAAAAAAAAAAAAGAAAGAAAGAAAGAAAGAACCUCGACCCGUCCAGCUCCUGGCACCUAUCUGAAUGAAUAAGCUGUUUGCAGAGAAAGCCUCCUGGAUUUACUGCAGCAGAAAUAACUCAAAGAGCGGAACGCGCUUCAGCUGGUGCGUCGCUGCGAUCUCUCCAGAAAACGAGAAGACACUUCAGGGGAAAACAUUUUAUUGGCCAAACUUUUUAUUUAUUUACUUAUUUAUUUAUUUUUUUACAAAAGAUCAAGACGGCUUGUUUCAGCGACAAGUGGAGAUAUGUUUAAAAAAAGCAAGAGUAAAGUGCUGGUGGAUUAUGCGUCAGAGGAAGACGACAUGUCCUGGCACUAUCAUCACUCCUACAAGGACAAAGACAUAGAAGGAGAGGAAGAGGAGGAGGAAGCUGUCACUGCAGUAUCCAAGGUAAACAGCACAACUUCACAGGACGCCAAGGUGAAGAAGAUCAUGUCCAAGAAAGAGAGGAAGGAGAAGAAGAUGUUCUCCUCUAAAGAUGACGAGCACUUCUUGUUGACUGGAGUAAAGCUGGCUGACCGCAGAGGGUCUCACAAGAAAAUCAAGGAUGACGAGAAGGAGAAGGAAAAGAAGGACAAGCCAGAGAAGGGCCACUGUUUCUGGGAGAGCGUUACCAUGACGAUGAGACAGAUCUCGCCCACCAAAAAACUGGAGAAGAUGGAGGGCUGGGAGCCGCCUCGCCUGGAGAACUUAACCGAGACUGUGACUGACGAAGCCCCAGAGGACAAGAGCCAGAACGGGAACACGCCAGUGUCCUUCCCAGACUCUCUAAGCCUCCCAUUGGAAUUGUCCUCCUGGGCGGGCCGGGGUCUUGAGGAGGACUCCUCCCGCUAUGCUAACCUGUCAGACUCCAAGGAUUCAGCAGCCGCCGUUAGAUGGACAGCCCGCGCUAAAGUCAAGCUGGCCGGCAUUAGCAGGAUGAGCAGAGGGAUUGUGUCAGAAAGCGCUUGGGAGGGGUUUAAAUAGUAGCCAUUUUACCUCUGAUACCCCCUCCCUCCUUACCUGUGUACCAUCAAUAAAGAGGAUGAGGACCUGAACCAAAUAUCUGCUUGUCUCUGUAGUCUAGUUCUGGACGAAACCGGUGUUUAUGUCAGCUGGUAUUGAGAUGCUGUAGUCGAGCCCCGAACAUAACACAUGAAGUUUGUCUUUAUUAUUUUAGCCUUUAAGUCCUCGAAGACAACAUAUGUCUGUUUUUAUCAAUGGGCUAUUUUGGCAGGACUGCUCCUUUAGGAUCACUGACAUAAACUGUAAAUUACAGCAAAUAAAAGCCUUAAACUACUGUACCAUUUUAACUGUGAUAUCCACUGGCAUUUAGAUAUUUUAUAUUACCAAGAAAUGAAAAAUUUGUGAUUUUUAUAUAAUUAUUGUGGCCGUCAAUGGUAGAGAAUCAAUGAAGAAUAUGCAAACCUGCUACUGAAGACUUCAUGUUGGUUUUCACUUCCUUUUGUCUAUGCAGUUAGAGUGAAGAAUGUGAGUCUGAUGCCUCAACGUAUACAUCAAUGAUGGGCUUAAAAUCUGUGCAAUCAUGUGUGUGUGUGUGUGUGUGAGAGAGAGAGAGAGAGUGUGUGUGGGUGGACAUGCACGCACAUCUGUUUUGGUGAAUCGCAGCUGGCAUCGCGAAGGAGAUGUGAAGUUCUGUUGGGAGUAUGUAGGGGAAAUAAAUGUGAGGAGCAAUCAGAGCAACCCCCACAGUGACAUUGACUGAUAGAUGUUUAAAUCUGAUUCUGAGUAAUAUUUAUAAAAUCUGAACGGAUGAAACGAUAAAAAACAAACUCUGUGCAUAGUUGUUUCUCAAGAAAAGCAGCGACUCCGUGCACCUUUGCCUUGUAACAAUAGAGUGACAUCAUGUGUUUGCUGUUAAUGUGAACCAAACGAAAUCCUCCCGUCAGCACAAACCUGAUGUGCUCUUCACAUUGUCUAACGCAGGUGCAGGUGGAACAACCCAGCAUGCACCUGUGCUGCACCAGCCUUUCAGACACAUCUUGGUUUCCAGUUACAAACCAGUGUCCCUGGAUGUUGUUAGCUCCACCAGCAGUAAAAGUGUUUGUGUGCUGCAUUAUAAAAAGCUGGUUCUUAAAUGCUGUUUGCAUAUCUGUAUAUUGUAUAGGACUGAGAUAAUGUAAUUUCAUAUCUACAAUGAUUUUCUCUUUUAGGUAAAUGAGAUGCCACUGGUCUUUGCUUCUUUUUUCUCUUCUUUGUUUUAAUCUGCUUACUGAAUUUGUUUGAUACUGAAGUCUGCUUCAAUGCAGCCACACAGAUACAGGUCUACUUCCAGGGAUGUCUGUAUCCUGUAUUUGUUCACUAGAAGGCUGGGUCACAUUUUCUCAAGCAGAAUAAAGAUUUAGUUUGAC
Dicentrarchus labrax (European seabass) is the source of this 2460-nucleotide messenger RNA. RefSeq lists its product as uncharacterized. The record is from RefSeq and is a predicted model, not a curated record. Gene Ontology annotation, cellular component: cytosol; nucleus. Bases 356 to 1075 code for a protein of 239 amino acids. Gene Ontology annotation, biological process: spermatogenesis. The transcript is spliced from 4 exons. NCBI's taxonomy places the organism in Eukaryota, Metazoa, Chordata, Actinopteri, Moronidae.